Messenger RNA from Acinonyx jubatus (cheetah), 6696 nucleotides. It is a transcript of the gene USP53, whose product is annotated as ubiquitin specific peptidase 53. The transcript has 16 exons. The coding region runs from base 823 to 4155 and encodes 1110 amino acids. Gene Ontology annotation, cellular component: cell-cell junction. Gene Ontology annotation, molecular function: cysteine-type deubiquitinase activity. Gene Ontology annotation, biological process: response to auditory stimulus; protein deubiquitination; sensory perception of sound. The record is from RefSeq and is a predicted model, not a curated record. Lineage: Eukaryota; Metazoa; Chordata; Mammalia; Carnivora; Felidae.
GGUCCCCCGGGACCUGUUGAUCGCAGGUGUCACUGUCCUGACUGGCCCUUGGGUGUUGGGGCGUGUGCGCAUGCUCCGUGCUCCGGGUCGAGCUCUGGGCGGCGAUACCAGACGCCACUGCUCCAGUUCCCGGUGAACCUCGGCUACGGUGGCAGCUGUUAGUAUCAGCCGGGUGUUGGCGUGAGGCAGAGCUGGGCCAGCGGGAGGUAGCCCUGUGGAAGUGGAAGGCCCGUGUUUCUCUACCUGGACCGCACGCUCCUCUCGUUAGGAGGGCAGAGCUCAAGAUUUGCUUUGAAGUCACGUUGAUAACAAAUAUGGAGUCACCUUUGAUAGCUUCACCUGGAAAAGAGAAUCUUCUUAUUAAAAAAACAUAAGGAAAACAGAUGACCAAAGGAAUCGUGCCAAAUGCGAACUCAACAUCUUUUUGUAUCAUCUGGUUUUUAAAUCAUCAAGACAAAUGGCUUGUACUUCAAAGAAAAUUAUUUGUUCAUUGACAUUGUUUUUAGCAGUUUAAAAAAAAAAAUCUUUUUUUUACCUUAACUAUACAACUCUCUUACAAAAUUAAACACAUAUAAAAAUUUUAAGAUCAUGUUUAAAAUAGCUUUCUUUUUUAGAACUUCAGUGUUUGUGUACCCUAUUUUUGCUUGACAAAGUCAUCAAAAAUUUACAGCAACAGGAAAGAUAUGGACUUGGAAACUUAUGUUAUUAUAAUUGACUGCAUUGAAUUUAAGUGGACAAUUCAAGACAUCAUCCCUUUUAUCAUCAGAAAUAUCAUGUAAAAUAUAUAAUUCUUAGCUUUAAUGUAAACAGAGUUUCUUGAAAAUGGCAUGGGUGAAAUUCUUAAGGAAACCUGGUGGCAAUCUUGGAAAAGCUUAUCAGCCUGGAAGUAUGCUGUCCCUAGCCCCUACCAAAGGCUUGUUAAAUGAACCAGGACAAAACAGCUGCUUUCUUAAUAGUGCUGUACAGGUUUUAUGGCAAUUGGAUAUAUUCCGAAGAAGCUUACGGGUUCUAACUGGACAUGUUUGUCAGGGAGAUGCCUGUAUAUUUUGUGCAUUGAAGACAAUAUUUGCACAGUUUCAACAUAGUCGAGAAAAAGCACUUCCUUCGGAUAAUAUAAGACACGCUCUAGCAGAAAGCUUCAAAGAUGAGCAGCGAUUUCAGCUGGGCCUUAUGGAUGAUGCUGCAGAGUGCUUUGAAAAUAUAUUGGAGAGGAUUCAUUUUCAUAUAGUGCCAAGCAGAGAUGCAGACAUGUGUACCUCUAAAUCUUGUAUCACUCACCAGAAGUUUGCCAUGACUCUGUAUGAACAGUGUGUGUGUCGUAGCUGUGGAGCAUCAUCAGAUCCUCUACCUUUUACAGAAUUUGUGCGGUACAUUUCUACAACAGCCCUAUGCAAUGAAGUGGAAAGAAUGAUGGAAAGGCAUGAACGUUUUAAGCCUGAAAUGUUUGCAGAGUUGCUACAAGCGGCAAAUACAACUGAUGACUAUAGGAAAUGUCCUAGUAACUGUGGCCAAAAAAUAAAAAUUCGCCGUGUUUUAAUGAAUUGCCCAGAAAUUGUUACAAUUGGUUUAGUCUGGGAUUCUGAGCAUUCUGACUUGACUGAAGAUGUUGUUCGGAAUCUAGCAACACAUCUUUAUCUUCCUGGGCUUUUUUAUAGGGUUACUGAUGAAAAUGCCAAAAAUAGUGAACUUCACCUCGUUGGUAUGAUCUGCUACACCAGCCGACAUUAUUGUGCCUUUGCUUUUCAUACCAAGAGUUCCAAGUGGGUAUUUUUUGAUGAUGCAACCGUGAAAGAGGUUGGAACUAGAUGGAAGGAUGUGGUCUCCAAGUGUAUCCGAUGCCACUUCCAGCCACUGCUUUUGUUUUACGCAAACCCAGAUGGCACAGCAGUUUCUACUGAAGAUGCACUUAGGCAGGUCAUCAACUGGUCACAUUAUAAAUCUGUUGCAGAAAAUAUGGGAUGUGAAAAGCCCAUAAUUUAUAAGUCAGAUAAUUCAAAAGAGAAUGGAUUUGGUGAUCAGGCAAAACAGAAAGAAAUUCAGAAAUUUCCAACAGAUAAUAUUUCAUCAUUUAAUCGGAACCACAUUCAAACAAGUGGUGGUAGAGGGCCAGUUAAGUUAAGUCACAAUGAUCAAAGGGAAAAAAUAAAAGACAUUUCCAGAGAAUGUGCUUUAAAGGCCAUUGAACAGAGAAACUUACUUUCAUCACAAAGGAAGGAUUUGGAGAGGGGACCAAGAAAAGAUUUGGGCCGACAUAGAGAUUUGGUUGAUGAAGACCUUCCACAUUUCAAGUCUGGAUCACCUCCUGCCCCAAAUGGCUUUAGGCAAUAUGGAAAUCCACAUCUAUAUCAUAGUCAAGGAAAAGGACCAUAUAAGCAUGACCGAGUUGCCCAUCAGAGUCAAGCUUCUGCACAAAUACUGAGUUCAAGUAAAUCCCAGAUUCUUGCCCCAGGAGAGAAAGUUACUGGCAAAGUUAAGAGUGACAGUGGCACUGGAUAUGAUACAGACAGCAGCCAAGAUUCUAGGGAUAAAGGAAGCAGUUACAGUGGCAGCAGUAAAAGCCGGAACCGAGGUUGGAAACCCAUGAGGGAAACAUUAAAUGUUGAUAGUAUUUUUAAUGAAAGUGAAAAAAGGCAACAUAGUCCAAGACAUAAAUCAAAUAUCAGUAACAAACCUAAAUGUAGCAAAGAUCAGAGUUUUAACAAUUGGCCAAAGGAGAACCCAAAGCAGAAAUGUUUAAUGACCAUAUACGAAGAUGAAAUGAAGCAGGAAAUAGGAGGCAGGAGUUCCCUUGAAUCAAAUGGAAAAGGAGCAGAGAAAAAUAAAGGCCUCAAAGAGACUAAAGUUUACGGUGACAAUUGGCAGAUGCAGAGGACUGAGUCUGGAUACGAAAGUAGUGAUCAUGUCAGUAAUGGAUCUGCUAAUUUGGAUUCACCUGUUAUCGAUGGAAAUGGUACAGUAAUGGAUAUCAGUGGUGUUAAAGAAACAGCAUCCUGCAGUGACCAGGUUAAAACAAGCAACCUAAAUAUAGAAUAUAUCAACUGUUCCUCCCAACAGAGCAAAAACUACUUGGAAGGCUUCAGAAAAGAACUCAAGAAUUUGGAAGUAGGCUGUAAAUCUCCUGAGUUCCACCCAGAGUCACAUCUACAAAUAAAAAAUCCUUUGAUAAAGAGGUCACAUAUUAUACAUGAAACGAAUGGAAAGUUGUUCCCUUCGUCAGGUCCACAGAUACUGAAGGACACUGCAGCAAGAGAGCAUAUCCACCAGUCAAAUGAACAGAAACUUGAAACAUCAAGUGAAUGCAGAUUUUCUGAGUGGCUUAAUACAGAAAAUUCUGAGAGAACAGGUUUACUUCACAUUGAUGAUAAUUCUGCUUCUGGAAAGAUAAUGAACAGUAAUGAAAUAGUCUUACCAUCUUCUUUGUGGUCCUCACACAUGAGACCUGUCGGGUUAAAGCCAGAAACUGCUCCCCUCAUCGAGCAGCAAACUAUGAUGGAACAGUGUUCCUCUGAGAAGUCUCUAUCCAGGGAACAUAUAAUUCAGUCAGCCUGCAGAUCUGAUGGUCAGAUGCCAAACCUUGUUAGCCAUAAUCCGCCUCCUUUGCCACCAAAGAAAUAUGCUAUAACCAGUGUGCCACAGUCAGAGAAAAAUGGUUCCACACAUAAUGUCAAACUUACAGAGACAUUUAAAGCUAAUUCUUUUAGUCUUCCAAAGCACAAUUUAAGUCCGGAUCCAGAACCAGGUUCAGAAGUGGGUACAUACAUGAAUGAUGAAAGACUUAAGGAAACAUUUCAAGUAAAAGAGCAUGUUGGCAACACACCAAACUACCUGUCCGGCUCUUCAACUAAAGAUUUUCAGGCAGACUUGGGUACAGUUGUUGAUGAGUUUUGCCAACCAGAAAUAGACUCUAGUUCUACUUGUCCAAAUGAGACCAUUUCAUUAACUACCUAUUUUUCAGUUGAUAGCUGCAUGACUGAUACAUACAGACUGAAAUACCAUCAGAGACCCAAGCUCUAUGUUCCGGAGAGCAGUGGUUUUUGUAAUGAUAAUUUGCUAUCCCAGAGUGAAAGAGGGCUAGGACCGGUGUUACACAAUAGUCUUGGUUCCAACUGCCCUUCUGAGCAAAGAUAUAAACCUAGUAUACAUUGUAGUAGAUAAAUGAUGAAACUGGUAAGCUUAUACUUCUCAGAGGCCAUUAAAAAUAAUAGGAAUUGACUGACCAAACCUGGUAAUACAUGAAAUUAAAACCAUGGCAUUUUUAAAGUCAUUAAUCACUUUAACUUUCUAUAUAUAUUUUUUAUUUUGUGAUCAACUUAUUGGAUAUUUUAGAAAUUCCCUUUGAAUAGCCUUGGCGUGCCUGCAAAAUAGAAAAUUGGGGGGUAUGCAAAAAGUCACUGCUGCAAUUGAAUAAAAAUGUACUUUGUUCCUUUAUGUGUGGCUAACAGACCCAUAAGUAUUAAACUAACCAAUAUUCACAUAUGCAGAUUGAUAAACUAUGCUAAUGGAAAAAUACCAGGUGAUACAUAGUUUGUGUAGUCAAAGCGGUAUUUGCUUUACUAAGAAGCACUUUCUAAUGGGUAAGGAACCAAAGGAGGGCUUCACCCAUUUGUUUUUGACUUCUGUGAUAGUCUAUUACAUGCAAUCCCUUUAAGUGUCUUAAAAAAUAUCAACCCAUGAAAUUGAUAGCAUUUGAAAAAGAAAAAAAAAGCCUUAAUGAUAAAGCAAUUUUUAAAUUAAAUUCUUAAGGUCAGAAGAGAAGAAACUUAAUUUUGCUCCUAGAACUUUUAUCUACAGAAUGCCUAGUUAACAUAAAUUAGGCCUUUGUUGUAUGUAUUCAUAAACUUAUUUCAGCCAUGUAAGCUAAAAAUAAGUGAAAUUCUUAACUUUAGUAUAUUUAUUUGUUAACACUUUUUCUAACUUUAUAUGAAAUGUGAAAGGUUUUAUUUUGGUUUGGUUUACAUUGGGCUGCUAAUAACCAGUGUUAGGAAUUAAGUUAGGGCCCUCUUAUUGGGAAUCUCACUGUGACUGCCUAAAUUUCCCCUGCUGUAACCUUACAUCUUUAUAGGUUGUCAACCCAUUUUAGUGAUCUUCAGAUUCUUGAAUCUGAAAAUAUUUUUGGGUUUCCAGAUUCAAUUGCUGCCUUUCAUAGAGGGUUUAAUUUUAAUGAAAUGUAUUAAUUUGAGCAUCUCUCCCAUUUUUCUACUCUAAACGGAUAGUCAUUUUACCCUAACUACUUUCAUGGAGAGGGCUUUAUUUUAAAAAUAAAGAUUUCCAUUAUCAGGAUGACCUUAUAAGUUACUUUAAUUGCCUUAUUUCAUUAGUUGUCAUUUUAUUUUGUACUAAGUUGGUAAACUUAUUGUGGUUUAGGAGUUUUUGUAUUGUCCACUUAAGAAAAUAAAGAAUUACAUAAGCAAAAUUUUUCUUACAUUCAUUAAUAAACUUUAUACAUAUAACUUAAUUCUGUAAACUGAUGAAUAAAUUUAACAUUUUGACCAAUUCCUUAAACUGUUAAAAUAUUGCAAAAUGUAAAUGACUUAAAAUGAGUAUUUCUAGAUAAAUAUAAAAUAAUUGCUUGUAAAAACAUAACCGCACCCAGUUAUCAAACCUAGAGUUUUUAAAUAGCGUAACUGUAAAUGUAGGUGAUUAUUACUCUAUAUUCUCUUACUUUAGAAAUACUUGAAUAUGAACUAUGUUAAACUUUAUCUUUUAAGAAAGCUUAUUUUUAACAUAACUUUUAGUAUGGAGGAGGGUUUGUAAAUACUGUAAAGUUUUUUAAAUUGUAUUUGAAAUGUCUGUAUUUAAUUACUGCUUUUAUAACAUUGUAAAAUACUAGAAAAUGGACUUCAAGUAUUUUUAAUAUCUUUCAAAAACUUUGUGUAGCUUUUAUUUUAAAUGUAUUAUUUGAAACAUAAACAUAUUUCUGAUAUUUAACAGCAGUCUCAUAGAUUUGUAUUUUCAACUCAGAUGAGUUGCAACAUCUAAUUUUGGCUCUUUUUAAAGUACUAUUCAGUUGAAACCACCUGAAUUGUCAUAGUACUAACAAACUAGAACUGUUUUUGUUGAUUCAACACUCCAGAUAUAGAUUUGAAUACAUAAUUACUAACUAAUCAUUCACAUGUAAAAUUUUUACUGCUAGGGUAUCUAAUUUUUAUAGAUGUUUUCUUCUGGUUAUAAAAUUAUAACUUCUGAAAUAAUGCAACCAAUAAUUGUUAUAAUGUUCAAAACACAUAUCUUCAGACUGUUCUAUUUUUCUGUGAAAUCAGUUUUUUUCUGGUUUGUCAUUUUUUUUAAAGAUAAACCGAUUUUUAAGUUAACAUGGUUGGACUUUUCUGUGCAUUUAUGAACAUGUUGUGCAUUCAUGAACAUUCUGUGCAUUUCCCCCAUGUUGAUUAUUAUUUUAUGAGAAAUGUAAGUCAACUUAAAGUUCAGGGUACUUGGAAUAUCACUAAUCAUAAAGUGUGAUCACUGGAGGCUCCUAAGAAUGUAACUGUAGUGAAGUCUAAAGCUGGGCUCCUGUUGGAGUUGGCAAACUGUCUGUAAAGACCCAGAUAGUAAAUAAUUUGGUCUUCGUGGACCAUAGGGUCUUUGUAACAAACUACUCAACUCUGCCACUGGUUAAAGAAGUAAAGCAGCCCUAAAUGGUAUGUAAAUGAAUGGCAUGUUUGUGUUCCAAUAAAACUUUAUUGAUAUUGAAGCUUG